Rana temporaria (common frog) is the source of this 4715-nucleotide messenger RNA. It is a transcript of the gene ZPLD1, whose product is annotated as zona pellucida like domain containing 1. The transcript has 10 exons. The record is from RefSeq and is a predicted model, not a curated record. Lineage: Eukaryota; Metazoa; Chordata; Amphibia; Anura; Ranidae. Gene Ontology annotation, cellular component: cell surface. The coding region runs from base 109 to 1410 and encodes 433 amino acids.
UCUAUUGUAUUGGUAAUUGCAUUAGAAAGUAGUAGUGUUGUAAACACAGAUCAAUGGAGAAACAGCUUAUUGUUACUGUAAUAAAUUAAAGUAACCAACCAUUAAAUAAUGAUGUGGUCUGAUCAUUUUUGUGCUGAUUAUAUUUUGAUAGGCUUGGCCAUGGAAUCGAUAAGGUUGUUACUGCUGUUGUCAGCUUACAUGUCGUCAGUGGAUGCACAGUUUAAUGGAUACAACUGCGAUGCGACUCAACAUAGCAGAUUUCCAGCUGAAAGAGAUAUCAACGUCUACUGUGGAGUGCAGACAAUUACAAUGAAGAUAAACUUUUGCACAGUUCUCUUUUCUGGUUAUUCAGAAAGUGACUUAUCACUUAAUGGAAAACAUGGAGACGCUCACUGCAGAGGAUUUAUAAACAAUAACACAUUUCCUGCAGUGGUGAUUUUUACCAUUACCCUGAGCACCUUGGAAUCCUGUGCAAAUAACCUAGUGGUGUCAACGCUACCUGGACUCAAUGCAUACGGGGAGGCUUCAAUGGUACAAAUAGGAAAUAUUUCCGGAUAUAUAGAUACCCCAGACCCUCCUACCAUUAUUAGUUAUCUGCCUGGACUUUUAUACAAAUUUAGCUGCAGUUAUCCCCUGGAGUAUCUGGUAAACAACACUCAGCUGGCUUCAUCUUCAGCUGCUAUCUCUGUGAGAGAUGGAAAUGGUACAUUUAUCAGCACAUUGAAUUUACUCCUUUAUAAUGAUUCAACCUACAGCCAGCAGUUGUUGAUACCAAGCACUGGACUGCCAUUGAAAACAAAAAUAUAUGCAGCAGUGAGAGCAACCAACCUUGAUGGACGGUGGAACGUUUUAAUGGACUACUGUUACACCACCCCAUCUGGAAAUCCAACUGACGACAUCAGAUAUGAUCUGUUCCUCAGCUGCGAUAAAGACCCACAGACAACAAUAUUUGAAAAUGGUAAAAGUCAGAUGGGAAGAUUUUCUUUUGAAGUGUUCCGAUUUGUCAAGCACAAGAACCAGAAAAUGUCCACAGUUUUCUUGCAUUGUGUAACAAAGUUGUGCCGAUCAGAUGACUGCCCUUUUCUUACACCUAGCUGCCAUAACAGAGAAAGGCGAGAUGUACAUACAAAGACUACAUUAGCACCCCAGGGUCUCUCUGGAAAUGCUGUUGUAUCUGCUGGGCCAAUCAUCACAACAAGUGAUGAAACUCCAACAAACAACUCCCAGCUUGCUCAACCGCAAAACCCUUCGUUCAAAAUGAACUCUGUGACCAGUGCCCUCAUCUCAGGAGUAGUUAUUCUUGGUGUCACCAGCUUUGGUUUUUUCAUUAUUUCUCUUGUCCUCUUGAACAGAAGGAAAAACAACAGCUUGGUUUUAUGUGGCGUACGAAACCCAGCUUUCAACCAAUGAAAAAAAUUGCACUCUUUUUUUAAAUAUAAAUUUAAAAUCUUUGUGUACUGAAAAUGUACAGUGUAUGGAUGUUUCAUUAACAUGUUACAAUAUCAAGCUAAUGCUUUUUUUAAAGUUUUUAUACUUAGCAUGUGCACUGUAUUAAUGAAUGCAUUGACUGAGAAGCAAAUAUAGUUUAAGUAACAGAUGUGAUUUAUCAAUUAAUGUUGAACGUGUUUUGCCUGAGCUUUUUAUCUGUCUACACUACAGCCUGCCUAAACUAAGGAAUGUUUUGAUUAACAACAACAUGACAUAUCCUUAUAUAUCAGACAUUCCUUGGUAUUUAUGAAAAGUAUUUAUUAUAUGUCUGUACGAUGUUAAUUACAGUAACACUUUUAUCUGUUAAAGGGUUAUCAUAAUAAUUUUUAUUAAAAUGUCAGGUAUUUUGUUUUUUUAGUAAGCCUGUAUUGAAGUUUUAGAAACAUAGCCAUUAUAAAUUGUAACGGAUGUAUUAACUCUAGAUAUAUAGUUUGCCUCUGUUCUUGCAAAUGUACAUUAUACAUCCAAGCCUUUUUUUUUUGCCAGAUUCACAAAAUUCUCAUAUCUUAGAGCCCUUUCACCAAGAACACUACUUUGUUAGACAUUUUUUACUAAUCUAAAUGCAGACCAUAGCUUUUAGUGGGCUUGCACAUACAUGCACAUAUAUAAUAGUAAAUUAGCAAUGUGUUUAAAUUGGUAUAAAAAAAUUGUAUUACUCAGUUAUUUUGCAUAAAUGCAAAUAUGUGCAAAUGAUUGCAUAAAUCAUACCUCCCCUACUAAACAUUGUGGAAUACAUUUUUAUGCAGGUAAACAUGUACACUCCAUGGACCAUAUUCCCAUUUUUUGGGCAAGACUGACGGGGAAAUCCAGGAUUUAUAAAUCAGCAUGCAAGGACUCGCUUAAAAAAAAAAGUUUUCCGAAACACAUUCUGACUAGCAUCUAUUCUCACCCUCUGGUCGGAGCAACCCUGCAUGCCUUUGAUAGGGCGUGCAAAGUACACUCGCUUUUGAAUACAUACCGCCUGUCAGGGGUAACCCGAACUUUCCCCCUGGUAUGGAAAGAGCCUUCCUAGCAGCAGAAUGGCCUUACGCAGACAUGCAGGCCAAGCUUUUUUUUCCAGAGGAAGGUUUCUCCGCCAGGGUGAACUUGCAUCCUUGUUCAAAACAAAGUCUUUCCCCUUUUGGGCCUAUUUCCAAUUGAAGCAUAUCCUGGACAGUCCUGCGAAUAGAGAGCUUUUCAAAAUCCUCCACUGUGUUGGAAUCGCUGUGUUCCAGUUCCCCUCCCCAGAGUCACCUAAUCUCAGGGCUUUAUGCCACAAUGUUUGGGGAGCCUUACGCUUCACUAAGAUCGAAGCAUGCCUAUUGGGAAGCUGAACUGGAUACAGCAAUUGAUGAUGCUGCUUGGGAUCGAGUAAAUUUGUACGUCCACAAGGGCUCCCUGAACGUCCAUACUCAGGAGAACAGCUACAAAAUCAAAACGAGGUGGUACAGAACACCGGAGAUAGUCCACAAAUUAAUCCCGGCAGUGUCAGACCAAUGCUGGAUAUGUUAGCAGGAUCUGGGCACGCUCCUCCACAUCUGGUGGGCGUGCCCAUUGAUUCAGCCAUACUGGCACAAGGUGCAUGAAGUGGUGAAUGAGAUAUCCUUGCUUGCUUUGGAGUUCUCAACAGCGCAGUACCUACUCCAUCUCUCAAAAAUUCCCUGCAAGAAAUACUACAGAUCACUAGCUAUGCAUAGGAUCAAUGUUGCCAGGCUUUGCCUACCAGUCCACUGGAGGUCCAAGUUGCCCCCUUCCACUAAAGAAUGGGUGUUGAGGGUUAACCAGAUGGCAACAAUGGAGGAGUUGAUUUGUACCGCCCAAGACAGAAUAGCACAUUUUUCGGUAACAUGGGCACCUUGGCUAGAAUACCGAAACUUGCAUCAGUUUUCCGAGACAAUCCUUGAAAGGCGUACUAGGGGUCACUAAACCUCUCACAUCAUUGGGGGUUUACUGGGGGGGGCAGUUGGUGGCGAUUCCACCCCCUCCUCACAUAUUCCCCCUGCAGUGCCUCCCUCAUCUUCUAUUCUCCUCUCUCCCUCAACCUGCUCUUGUUCCCCUACUUUUCUCCCCUCUUUCUUUUUCCGUUUUUUUUGUUUGUUUGCUUUAUGUUGCAAAAUAUGGGUGGUCAAGUCCCGACAUAGUUGUCGGGCACUACUCUUACUCUUUGCAUGUUACUUAGUACUUACAACAGCCUUAUUGAGUACCUUGACUGGUAAUCUCCCAUCCUCGCAUGAGUCCAACGGGCCUGUAGUACACUGCACUGUAUCCUCCUUGAUAGAUGAUUCCCUGCCACUUUUGGUUCCUUAUGUGACCCCUUUUUACUUAUGAGGCCUGGAGGCAGUAUUUUUGGGCUCAUUCUUCCAUGAAUACUGAACCUUAUGCCUUCCCUUUUGUUGGAACCAUGUACUCAUACAUUUUGCUGUAUGUUUUGUAGUACUAUGUAUAUAAUCUAUGAAAAACUUUCAAUAAAACUUUUGUGGAAUACAAAAAAAAAAAAAAAAAAGCUUUCCGUUUAAAAUGGCUAAAUACACUUCAGGUGCAUGAGACCAAACCUAUAGUUCUCCAAUUAGCAGGGAGCAUGAGCUUUGCCGAUUGCCCAACUAUAGGGUUAACUCAGCACAGCGUAUUAGCAGGAGGCAGGCUGUGCUACACAGGCUGUAGCUGCUUUCUGAAGAAAUAUUAAACUGAAAUUUUUUGUUUUUCAUGACUUGGAAUGUAUUUAUCUGUGUUAAGCUGAAAGUUACAAUUGGAUUUUAAAGUAGAUGGCUCUAUUUUGCAAGAAAGUAUAUAGAAUGUUUCCAUAUUAAGCAUUUUGAUAGUACCAGAAGUAAACUGAAAGUAUAUAGGAACUACCAUUAAAUAUUUAUAUGUUGCAUAGUGUGUCAAACAAUACCAAUCUCAAAAUACAAAAUAAUUUAACUUUCUAAAAGGAAACAGAAUGACCCCUGCUCCUCAUACUCUAUUGGUUGGCUUAUUUGUCAGCUUCUUGCAUAAAACAGAUGCAAAGAGUGAUCAGGGGGCUGGCUAUGAACAGAUGCAAUAUCAAGAACAAAUGGCAUGUUCUUGUUAUAUAUUCAGCUGCUGUUGGAAUAUUAGGACUCCACACAAUGUAAUUUAGAUGACAUACUGAACAUUAAUAGCUUAAAGAGCAACUCCACUUUUGUUGAGGAAAAAUAAACAUUCCCCUCUGGUGAUAUAUGUACAUUGCAAGCAUUUUAACAAACUUUGUUGAAGAUUCCUACCUUUGU